AUGUACGGCUGCGCCACAUCGUACGCCGACUGGCCCGCCGCCACUCCAGUCUGCUCGUACAACCGAAACGCUUUGCGUUCCCGAUCAACUGUGCGGAACUACGUUGUAUAUAUUUUUUUGAAAAAAUGUUUAAUCGCAGGUGUAACAGCCGGUGGAGGUGGUGGCUGGGAGCCUCUAGGACAACCUUACUUUGACAAUAGCACGAAGCGAGAAGCUACAGCUGCUGUUGGUCAGCCAGCGUAUCUGCACUGCAGAGUCAGAAAUUUGGCUGACAGAGCUGUAUCCUGGAUUCGCAAACGCGAUUUGCAUAUCCUGACCGUGGGUGUGCACACAUACAGCAGCGAUGCUCGCUUCGCAGCACUGCAUGCGGACGGCUCCGAUGAAUGGACCCUGAGGGUAGCACCAGCUCAACCACGAGACUCCGGUGUAUACGAAUGUCAAGUGUCCACAGAACCCAAAAUUAGUUUGUCAUUUAGACUCACCGUUGUUGUGUCGAAAGCUGAAAUUUUAUCGGGACCGGAGCUGUUUGUGAGGGCGGGUUCAGAUAUUAAUCUCACUUGCGUCGCAAAAUACGCUCCCGAUCCCCCUAGCUUCAUAUACUGGUAUCGAGGCGAACAAGUGGUAAACUACGCACAGCGUGGUGGAAUCAGUGUUGAAACUGAGCAACGUACCCGUACAAGCCGUCUGCUCAUUGCCCGCGCCGCACCCCAUGACUCUGGCAAUUACACCUGUGCGCCGAGUAGUUCAGAAUCUGCUUCCGUGAUCGUCCACGUACUGAGUGGAGAGCGACCAGCAGCAAUGCAAAGUUCUUGUCCACCACCACCAAGCCUGAAUCGAGUUUUCUUCAUUGCGACCACGAUAGUAGCAGCAUCAGCGACCAAAAUCCGCCGAGAUGUCUUGUUUCCAUUAAUAUUAUACAUAACCUACAGCUUUCUUCAAGUAAUUGGAAUUGUGGUAUUAGUUUUUGCAAUUUUUUUUAUACGUCAAAUUCACUAUUCAUUUAUUUCAAUGUCUGAAAUGAGAUGA
This is a messenger RNA of Danaus chrysippus (African queen), 1026 nucleotides long. The record is from the annotation of a GenBank genome assembly. Lineage: Eukaryota; Metazoa; Arthropoda; Insecta; Lepidoptera; Nymphalidae.